AGCGCUUGUACGAAGGUCGAAGGAAGAUGAGGUGCCACACGAGUGGGGUCAAAGUUACGUAAUUAUCGCCACUUGGCUCGCAAGACUUGACCGGUGCCAAUCCCCUUUCAUCUCGACAGUGAACUGCUAUUUCGUCAGCUAGCAUAGAUUACCGUGUACGCAUCACGACUGCCGUCACACGUCUCAUUUACGAUGGCGAUCUCAUUCACGUCUGAUCAGCAGACUCAACUGCAGUCCGAAGUCCAAGCUGAACUUGAGCGCCGAGAAUGGGCUGAACCAGAUGACAAUGUUAUGGCGGAAUAUAUCACCGUCUUAUUGGCGAAUGGGAACUCCCGAGAAAAGGUGCAUACGGAGAUGAAUGAUCUCGUUGGAUCAGAUUUCGAUGAACGGUUCCUUGAAUGGUUGUUCGACACGGCGGCGGACAUCACCCGGACUCCAGGGUCCAGACCUUCUCCCAGUCCUGUUCCGGAUCGUCAGAGGCGUGAACCGGCCUCGGCCAAUGGUGUAACGGGAGAACGACGUGCUGCUGGCGACCCGAGUCAUGAACGACGAAAUCGAUUACUCGACAGUGCCCUCGGAGAUUUACAUCAGGGCGAAAAACGCAAAUCUGGAGCUGAUGGACGGGACGACCGAGAUGGAGCUGGAGCUGGAAAUAAGAGACGUAUAUCUGAUCAUGGUGCGCCUUCUGGACCCCGAUCCAUGGGAGGGAGGAAUCUGGCAGAUCGGAUCGGAGGUCGUGGACCACCAGGCGGAGGCGGACAACGAGGCAUGCCAAUCAGAGGGAUGGGUAGAGGGGGCAUGAAUGGAAAUGGGAUGGGAAUGAGUGGCAAUAUGCCCAUGGCUCCAAUGGGCGGUUUCCAACCGGGCAUGAUGCAACCUGGACCCAAUGCCGGAUUUGGAUUCUUCCCGAUGCAAGGUCAAAACGAGAUGAUGGCUCAGAUGAUGAUGAUGCAAGCAAACAUGCAACAGAUGGGAGAAAUGAUGGCGAAAAUGGCCGAGGAACGAGCAGUCGGCCCGCAAGCUUCAGUCCGGCCUCCCAGACCUCCUGCUCCGGCAAAGAUUCCCCCCGGAACCAAACUCGGUGCUCAUUCCGUCUCCAUUGUCCCUCCCAAACGAUCUUCUUCACCGGGACCGAUCCCGGAUAAACCAAGUUCAGCAGCCUUGUGCAAAUUUGGUGUCGGUUGCAGUAAUUCUCGCUGUCACUUUUCUCAUCCUUCACCCGUGGCGGAUGAGAAAACCGGCAUGGUCCUCAGUGAAGAAGCUUGUGAGGCUGGGAAGAAUUGUAAAGACCCGGAAUGUACAAUGAGUCACGUCAGCCCGGCCGCCAUAUUAGGUAACUCUGCUGGACCCAGCCGAAUGCUGUGUAAAUACCAAAACUGCACCAACCCGUCCUGCGCGUUCCGACAUGAAGACGCCGAAGGAAAUCCCGUUCCUCCACCUGCUCUCACCGCUAUGAAAUCCACCAAAGGGCGCCCUACCAAAGUGGAGCCGGCAAAGACGACCGGCGCUACGUCCGACGGGGAGGAUGGUGAAGGAGAUGCGGAGGACGUCGAAGUGGUCGUUUCGAGCAAAAAUUUAAUGGACGGCGCGUUGGACGAUACGAAGGCAGAGAAGGUCUGCAGAUACGGAGAGAGGUGUACGAGGGCCGACUGUUUCUUCAAACACCCUCCUUCACGACCUUCACCUCGCGGAGCGAAAGGAUAUCGACCUCCUGGACGACUGGCACCUGGGGGAAUGAAUAUGAGUAAAAAAUUUGGUGCUAAGCCUAGUGGAAAAUUGGAUCCGUCUGCAGGAGAAUUCAAGCCCACUGAAGUGGCCAGUUGAAGCGUCAGCAGUACGAGUUGACAGUAUGAAGAGCAAAAGUCGUCGCAUCCAGACAGAUGUAUGC
This is a messenger RNA of Kockovaella imperatae, 1888 nucleotides long. RefSeq lists its product as hypothetical. The record is from RefSeq and is a predicted model, not a curated record. The transcript has 6 exons. Gene Ontology annotation, biological process: regulation of mRNA stability. NCBI's taxonomy places the organism in Eukaryota, Fungi, Basidiomycota, Tremellomycetes, Tremellales, Cuniculitremaceae. Gene Ontology annotation, cellular component: nucleus; cytoplasm. The coding region runs from base 193 to 1824 and encodes 543 amino acids. Gene Ontology annotation, molecular function: metal ion binding; poly(A) binding.